Molecule: messenger RNA, 1473 nt
Organism: Acanthamoeba castellanii str. Neff
Lineage: Eukaryota; Discosea; Longamoebia; Acanthamoebidae
Product: histidine acid phosphatase superfamily protein
Exons: 8
Coding region: 1-1473 (490 amino acids)
Biological process (GO): dephosphorylation
Molecular function (GO): phosphatase activity
Source: RefSeq, a predicted model, not a curated record
AUGCGCAGACUGUUGACAUGCUGGACGUCAGUGGCUGUGGGGGCUGGCAUGGGCCUGGCCGCCGCUGGGCAGUGUGACGGGGGACUGACAAUCCACGCCACCACAACCAAGACCGAGACCGCAACGCCCUCGCUUCCCGACGUUGACCUGAAGGUGGCGCCCCCCGCCGCCCACGCCGCCACCUCCUCUCCCAUUGCCACCGGCCCCGACGGACCCGCAUCGCCCCUCCGUCUGCAGCUGGUCCUCGCGGUCACGCGCCACGGGCUGCGGACGCCGUUGUCAUCGACGGACCAGCGGAACGAGUGGCGGUGCGAGCACGACCAGCUGCUGGUGCAGCACUACGCCGAUGCCGACGACGCCCUCCGCCUGACUCACUCGGACGAACCCCUGCCGGACCACGUCCCCGCCAACCUGCUCACCCGCCGCAAGCUCCUCCACGGUCGCCAGAAGCUCCGCGGCAACUGCCACGUGGGCCAGUUGACGCACCUGGGCCUGGAGCAGCUGCGCCGCAUCGGGGAGCUGCUGCGCGAGCGCUACGUGGACGAGCUGCGGGUGCUGCCGCCCGUGUUCGACGCGCGCACCGUGUUCGUGCGGUCCACCGAUACCAACCGCACCAUCGAGUCCGCACAGAGCCUCCUGUGGGGCCUCUACCCGCCUUCCACCCGCCCGCACGGACGCGAGGGCGUGAUGGAUGUGAACAUCGUGGAGGAGCGGCCGAGAACAUGUACCCGCGGUCGGCACGCACGAGCCACUCCCGACUACCUCAAGCACCGCGAGGACCGCCAGCCCUUCCAGGCAUCCACCACCACCACCACCACCACCACCUCCGAUAAGGUCGAGGCGGCGCUCGGCCGCAAGGUCAACAGCUGGGACGGCCUCAACAGCACCCUUCAGACCAUCAUCCGGCACCGGUUGCUGCUGCCCGACGGCGUGGACCAGGAUAUCGUGGACGGCGUCGAGAGCGAGGCCGGCUACGAGACUGCCGUCAAGUUCUCCAGCCCCGAGAUCUGCAGGCUCGCGAUCGGCCGCUUCAUCGGGGACGUGGUGGAUCGGGUGCAGACGACGGUGGACGGCGAGGACGACGUACGCUUCGCCCUCUACUCGGGCCACGACAACACCCUCUCCCCCUUCCUCUCGGCCUUCAACGUAUUCGACGCCCGCCAGCCGCCCAUGGCCUCCGUGAUUGUGCUGGAGGUCUACAAGGACGCGAAGGACAAGCACUGGGUGCGAUUCCUCUACAACGGGGAGGAGAUGGUGGUGCAGGCGCCGGCCAAAGGAGCAGGCGCUGAGAAAGGCGAGCUGGAGCCGCUGACGCAGCGCUACCCGGUGGCGGUGGUGCGCGACGCGGGCGAGGCCGGUGAGCGGCGGGAAGCGAUCGCCUUGGCGCCGCACGAACGGUGGCGCGAGCUGGCCACAAGCCUCAUCCCGAUCGACUACGACGCCGAGUGCAAGGAGAGCGCACCCCUCGCCUGA